Anopheles bellator is the source of this 3131-nucleotide messenger RNA. It is a transcript of the gene Axs, whose product is annotated as anoctamin-10. The coding region runs from base 292 to 2463 and encodes 723 amino acids. Lineage: Eukaryota; Metazoa; Arthropoda; Insecta; Diptera; Culicidae. The transcript is spliced from 7 exons. The record is from RefSeq and is a predicted model, not a curated record. Gene Ontology annotation, biological process: chloride transmembrane transport. Gene Ontology annotation, cellular component: plasma membrane. Gene Ontology annotation, molecular function: chloride channel activity.
CACCCGCACCAGCACACAUCCACAUAGUAGAACUGCACACGGAACGGAAAAUAGAACGAUUCAGUGUCAGCUGCGAAGUGCCAGAAUCGGAUUGCCGUCGUGCGCGAUCGACGAACGAUCAGUGGUGGUGUGUUUUUUUUAUUCUAGCUUCGAGCCGUUUAAUUAGCAAUAGUUGUCCGUCGUUGUCGUCGUCUCGCUGGCCUUGUGAUCGUCUUCGAGACACGUAGCCCGCUCGUAGCUGUAGUGGUUCGCGCAACUCUCCGACAACCAAUCUCCGUGACCAGGUGCCGAAUGGAUGAUAUUAAGGAGAGUUUCAUUCCCAACCUUCGCUUCGCCGAGAACGACGAGGAAGAGCUGGUGGAAGAGAUUGGCCUCACGAAACGGCCCACAAUUCCCUCACUUCGCCAGCGCAAAUCGCAACUCGACAUGCUGGAACAAAUGGAGCAGGAAAAACUGAGCGAUCUGCGCCAACGACGGAAAGGAGGAAGCGUUCGAUUCAACACUUCAAAGAAAACGCAACCUUUGUUCGUUCAGUCAAAAACCGCAACCUCGGAGAAGGACGCGCCAUUCGGCGAGAGUCUGAUGGUGAUGGAGUUUGGCGAAAGUGCCUCAACGGAGGCGAUCCAGUGGAUUGUGGAGAAGAUGCGUGAACGACGGGUUGAUGGUGGAAUGGAACUGAUCAUACGCAAGGAACCGCUCAGCAAGGACAGUCAGUCGAUCAUUUUUCAUAUCUCCGCGUCGGCCACUAAGCUACUGGAGAUUGCCGACGACAUGGGGUUCAUGAAGCGCACCAAAACCGGCAUCAUACGCAACUUCAACGUGGCCUGUCUGGAUGAGUUCUUUUGCGAUGAAAGCAUGUCGCUGGAGGACAUCCUCACUCCCGCCGAUCGCCAGAUUAUCAUCAAGUAUGCACUCGAAUCGAUCCGUGCGGCGGAUGAUGAACAUAGGAUCCCUGGUACCAAAAUCAUUCUCUACCAUGGCCAAUCGAUCGUGCAGGCGGCACAAAGUGCCGAACUAAUUACGUCCCUCUACUCGCUGCACGACAAGCGGAGGCUGAAGGAGCUGCGUCACCGCUGGACGAAACCGACCGCACCGCAGCCGAUCGACGAAAUUCGGGACUACUUUGGCGAGAGUGUCGGAAUGUACUUCUCCUUUCUAGGCUUCUACACUUACGCCUUGGCCGUACCGACCGUGCUCGGCUUUCUGCAGCUUGGCCUCUCGGAGGAAACGGAAACCGUCCCGUUCUUCUGCGUGUUCUAUGUCGUCUGGAUGAAGGUGUUUCUCGAGUUGUGGAAGCGCAAAAGCUCGUCUCACGCGUACCGCUGGGGCACAAUCACGAUGACCAAUCUGGAUGAGCCACGCGUAGGGUACUAUGGAAAGCUGGCGCGCGAUCCCAUCACCGGCAAGUGGACACCGCACUAUCCGAAGUGGAAAACCUACGCCCAAAUGUAUUGCGUAACUGCUCCGAUUAUCGGUCUGUGCAUGGCGAUCGCUGGGUUCGUGACCAUCUUUCAGUUUUACGUAGAAGCGUAUCUGGCCGAGCAGUUUGGACCGGAUGCGUACAUACUCUAUUUGCCGUCGGUGGUGAACGCGAUUUACAUUGCGCUAUCAACGCUCGCGUACGAUCGUUUGGCCACACUACUGACCGAUCGCGAAAACCAUCGCACCCAGAGCCAAUACGAACGUCAUCGUGUAAACAAGUUAAUUGUCCUCGAGUUCGUCAAUAACUUUCUCUGUCUAUUCUACAUCGCGUUCGUGCUGCAGGACAUGCGGAUGCUCAAGACACAGCUCAUGAUGCAGCUAAUCGUGCUGCAGUUCUUGCAGAAUGUGUUCGAAAACCUCUAUCCCUAUCUGAAGAAAAAAGUUGGACUGAAGAUCGUUCGGAUGUUUGUCACCUCGAAGUACGACAAGCUGAAGGAAGCACACGACGCACACGAGGAACUGGGCAUUCUAUCGCUAUCGGAGGACGAUCCACGGGUGCUUCAGACGCGCAAGGAAACGAUUCUGGAGGAGUACAAUACCUACGACGACUACCUGGAAUUGUACAUUCAGUUCGGUUACGUGGUGCUAUUUUCCUCCGUCGCUCCGCUAACCGCUUUCUGGGCCCUUCUCAACAACGUAAUCGAAAUACGACUCGAUGCAUACAAGCUGUGCAGCUUCUUUAAGCGGCCCUUCGCACGCCGAACGAAAAACAUCGGUGCAUGGCGGCUGGCGUUCGAAACGUUGGCCAUCGUCUCCAUUUUAACCAACUGCGGCAUUCUUUAUCUUUCGCCACAGAUGAGAGAGCUUGGCGCCGGAAUGAGCCGCGAAGCGUACACACUUACCUUCCUCAUUAUCGAGCACGUUUUGCUCGGGAUGACGUGGUUCAUUUAUAAAGCGAUUCCGGACACACCCCACUGGGUACGGGUGGCGCUGGCAAAAGCGGAACAUGACUCCCGGCAGGCACUCAAACGUGAGGAGUAGCGAUAAACACAAAGCGACACAAUUACACAUUCUCCUUCACUCUGUCAAUUUUGCGAUCGCACAACCGAAAAUGCCUCAGGCGCCGAACGGCACACAAAUACCCACUACUACGGCGACAGUCACACGGUGGCCCAUGCUAGAAGCCAAACUGACCCAAGUUACCCAAAGUUACCCGAAAUAACCGACUAUGCCAUAUUUAGCCAUUCAAUCAUUUGAAAUGCGAAACGCAUGUCCACAAUCGACAACGAGCUUCGCCGAAAACCGUACAAAAGCCUUAAUUUUUACUAACCGAGUUUUGUGUGACUUUUACUUAACCACUUUAUCUAAACUGUUUUGCUAUUGAUAUACAAAAAGCUAGAUUAAACACCUUUGAAAUGUAAAAGGAAAGGCUUAAGGCAAAUGGCUUAACGUGCUACACUAAUGCUCAGCAAAAGAACUGAAUGUGUUCGACGUUUUGAGACUGACAAUUGAUCUGAAAACGUUGCGCCCAUGCGUGACCAAUUAUUGUUAACUGCUCGUUGGUUACUUACAGAAUGCGCAGCGAUCUCGUAAUGUACUGUUCCGUCGGUUUCGCAGCGUCUAUGAUACGCAUUCGAUGCUCAACUGACCAAAUGAAUGGCAAAAAGUGAUCUUCUCUUUGCGUGCUUUGGUCGUGAUCUUUUGUUUUA